AUCACUAACGCCGGCCCGAAGGUCGUUCUCGCACCCAUGGUCCGCAUCGGCGAACUCCCAACUCGCCUCGUUUCCUUGCACUACGGUGCAGAUGCCGUAUGGGGUCCAGAGAUCGUUGACAAGAAGUUGAUCCAAUGCAAACGAGUCGUGAACGAGGCUAUCGACUGCGUGGAUUACUACGCACCUUCGAAAAACGCCGGUGGUGAGGUCCUUGUCUUCAGAACGCACCCUGUCGAGACGAAAUGUCUUACCUUUCAAAUCGGCACGGCGGACCCAGCUCUCGCUGUUCAGGCAGCAAAGAUCGUUGCACCGGAUAUCUCCAUCAUCGAAGUAAACGCUGGGUGUCCAAAGCACUUCUCGGUACACAGCGGCAUGGGAGCCGGGCUUCUGAAAGAUAUCCCAAAACUCGUCGCUAUUCUAACGGCCUUGGUUGAGGAGGUUGGCAAACCAUACGGCAUUGGUGUGGCGGUGAAGACUCGUCUCCUGGAUGACGAACAAGCGACUCAGGACAUGAUCCGGAAGCUAUGCAGAACCGGUAUCAAGCGUUUGACGAUUCAUUGCCGAACAACACCCAUGCGAAACACGGAGCGGGCACUCCGGGAACGCCUAGCGGGCGUUGCGAAGGUCUGCAGGGAAGAGGGCGUCUUGAUCUACGGCAACGGAGACGUAGAAGACCGGAAACAUGCCGUGGAGAUCGCAAAGGAGUACGAUGUUGAUGGACUCAUGAUCGCCCGCGCUGCGGAGCGUAACCCAUCAUGUUUCCGGGAGGAGGGUGUUCUACCACCACUCGAAGUGGCAAAAACUUACCUCAAAACCGCGAUGGAAGUUGACAACCCUUUCCCAAACACUAAAUACUGUCUGCAGCAGAUUUUAGCAGGGAUGAGCAAAAGUGGGAUCUACAAGAAGUUUCACGGAAUGAAGACGUUUAAGGAUUUGGCUGCUCUAUUGGAUGUCGAAUACCAUGAAAAGCCGGCUGAGCGAGUG
This is a messenger RNA of Saitoella complicata NRRL Y-17804, 984 nucleotides long. RefSeq names its product FMN-linked oxidoreductase. Gene Ontology annotation, molecular function: tRNA dihydrouridine synthase activity. The annotation marks the transcript as partial. The transcript has a single exon. Gene Ontology annotation, cellular component: cytoplasm. Gene Ontology annotation, biological process: tRNA dihydrouridine synthesis. The record is from RefSeq and is a predicted model, not a curated record. Lineage: Eukaryota; Fungi; Ascomycota; Saitoellomycetes; Saitoellales; Saitoellaceae.